Messenger RNA from Aspergillus puulaauensis, 975 nucleotides. RefSeq names its product cleavage polyadenylation factor subunit FIP1 (gene fip1). The transcript is spliced from 3 exons. Gene Ontology annotation, cellular component: mRNA cleavage and polyadenylation specificity factor complex. Gene Ontology annotation, molecular function: RNA binding. Lineage: Eukaryota; Fungi; Ascomycota; Eurotiomycetes; Eurotiales; Aspergillaceae. The record is from RefSeq and is a predicted model, not a curated record. Bases 1 to 975 code for a protein of 324 amino acids.
AUGGAGGACGAUGACGAUGAUCUCUAUGAUCCCGCCGAUGCGGUGCCGGUCACUCAAUCCCGGGAUCCUCGAAGACCCGCGACCGACACUCCGAUGAACGACUCGAACGAGGGCGAGGAAGAAGAGGAGGUAGAGGAGGAAGAUGAUGAGGACGAUUUCAAUAUCAUCACAGAGGCUCCUCCGGAUGCGCCUCCUCCAGAAGCUCCCCAUCCUCGCCAUACCACAUUAAAAGCCGACACUCAACGGUCCACAUCCGCCGAUUCUCCUGCCGCUCCGAAAUCUCUGACACCUUCAUUAACACCCAAAGUUGACACCACAUCGUCAGUGCCGUCUGGAACGCGACCUGUAUCACAAAAACCAGGCUCAGCAUACCCGCCAGUGCACGCAUCCACGAUUGACGUCCAUGCGAACCCUAUCCAUCCUGCUACAGGAAAGCCGGUCCUGUCAACUGAUAUGGAUGUUGAUUUCCCCGAGGAUGAUAAGCCAUGGAGGCGACCAGGGACAGACAUGACGGACUAUUUCAACUACGGAUUUGACGAGUUUACCUGGGCAAGCUAUGUCUUGAAGCAGCAAGAACUACGGAAGGAAGUGGGAGACCAGAGGAGACAGCUGGAUGAUAUGCAGAGCUUCCUAACCAUGGGGCUUCCCCCAAUGCCCGGCGCGCAGCCGGGAGCUGGACCUCCUACUACGAAUGCACCGCCUCCGAUGCCCGGGAUACCAGGGAUGCCAGAUAUGAACCCAGACAUGAUGCAGGGAAUGCUGGCAUCGAUGAUGUCGCAAGGGCUAGAUCCUGCCUCUAUGGACCCAAUGUCUUUCAUGCAACAUGCACAGGCAAUGAUGGGUGGGCAAUCCGGUGCAGGCGGCGGGCAACAAGCUCAAGGUGGGUUCGGUGGUCAAGGUGGUGGCCAGGGCCAAAUGGGUUAUGGAGGUGGUUAUGGUGGAGGUGGCGGUCGAGGACGGGGAAGGAGAUGGUAG